CAAACUUGUCAUCAACGUCAAAUUCAUCUAUCAUUUGCGAUCGCCAUUUCUUUUGCCGAGUUUGUGAAGCCGUGUAAACACGUGUUUUCUGACUUUUUUCCCAAAAAACGGAUAAAAAGGCAAAAUGGGUCGCGUACGUACCAAAACCGUAAAGAAGGCUUCCAAAGUAAUUAUCGAAAAGUACUACACAAGAUUGACUCUCGAUUUCCACACCAACAAGAGGAUUUGCGAGGAAAUCGCUAUCAUUCCCACGAAACCUCUGCGUAACAAGAUCGCCGGUUUCGUUACUCAUUUAAUGAAACGUUUGAGGCACUCUCAAGUCAGAGGCAUCUCUAUAAAACUCCAAGAGGAGGAACGUGAGAGGCGUGAUAACUAUGUUCCUGAAGUGUCUGCUUUGGAACAUGACAUAAUUGAGGUCGACGCCGACACCAAGGAAAUGUUGAAGAUGUUAGAGUUCAACAACAUCAGCGGUCUCCAAUUGUUGCAAAAGACCAACAACUACACCAACAAUAGACGCACUUAAGUUUGUAUAACAUUAAGGAAAUAAAUUUUAAUUUAUA
Anthonomus grandis grandis is the source of this 560-nucleotide messenger RNA. It is a transcript of the gene RpS17, whose product is annotated as 40S ribosomal protein S17. The record is from RefSeq and is a predicted model, not a curated record. Gene Ontology annotation, molecular function: structural constituent of ribosome. The transcript has 2 exons. Gene Ontology annotation, biological process: translation. The coding region runs from base 125 to 523 and encodes 132 amino acids. Gene Ontology annotation, cellular component: ribosome. Lineage: Eukaryota; Metazoa; Arthropoda; Insecta; Coleoptera; Curculionidae.